GUCAAUAGCAGCCAUGAGGUGUCUGGUCUUUGUUCUGCUUCUGGGAGCCGCAUUGGCUCAGGAGGAUGAUAAGAUUGUUGGAGGGUAUGAGUGUCAGCCUAACUCCCAGCCCUGGCAGGUGUCUCUGAACGCUGGGUACCACUUCUGCGGUGGCUCCCUGGUCAACGAAAACUGGGUGGUGUCUGCCGCUCAUUGCUAUAAAUCCCGCGUGGAGGUGCGCAUGGGCGAGCACCACAUCAAGGUGACCGAGGGCACCGAGCAGUUCGUCUCCUCCUCCAAAGUCAUCCGCCACCCCGACUACGACUCCUGGACCAUCGACAACGACAUCAUGCUGAUCAAGCUGAGCAAGCCCGCCGCCCUCGACAAAUUUGUGCAGCCCGUGGCCCUGCCCAACGGCUGUGCCCCCGCCGGCACCAUGUGCAGAGUCUCUGGCUGGGGCAACACCAUGAGCUCCACUGCUAACCGCGACAAGCUGCAGUGUCUGGAGAUCCCCAUCCUGUCAGACAGAGACUGUGAGAACGCCUACCCUGGCAUGAUCACCCCCGCCAUGUUCUGCGCUGGAUACCUGGAGGGAGGCAAGGACUCCUGCCAGGGUGACUCUGGUGGCCCCGUGGUGUGCAACGGUCAGCUCCAGGGUGUCGUGUCCUGGGGAUAUGGCUGUGCUGAGAGGGACCAUCCCGGAGUCUACGCCAAGGUGUGCAUGUUCACCGACUGGCUUACCUCCACCAUGCCGGACACAACGCACAUGUCCCCAGCUUUAGGACAGGCCCUGGGCAGGGAGACGGGCCGCACAAACUUGUUUACGGUGACGGGGUGUGCCAGCUUCAUCAGCAUGAUGUCGAAGUCCAGGGUCUGUCAGCAUUCUUUGAACGCCAUGAGACUGCUUUUGCUGCUGGUGCUGGUGGGAGCUGCUGUGGCGGUUCCCAGAGAGGAUGGCCGAAUUAUCGGGGGGUACGAGUGCUACCCUAACUCCCGGCCCUGGAUGGCCUCUCUCAACUAUGGCUACCACUUCUGUGGAGCAGUGCUCAUCAACGAACAGUGGGUGCUCUCUGUCGCCCACUGCUGGUACAACCCCUAUGCCAUGCAGAUCAUUCUGGGUGAGCACAACCUGCGGGUGUUUGAGGGCACUGAGCAGCUCAUGAAGACUGACACCAUCAUUUGGCACCCAAGCUAUGACUACCAGACUCUGGACUAUGACAUCAUGCUGAUCAAGCUCUUCCACCCGGUCACCAUCACCGACGCUGUGCGGCCCAUCCCCCUGCCCACCGGCUGCCCGUUUGGAGGGAUGCCCUGCACUGUCUCGGGCUGGGGCAACACGGAGAGCGAGACUGUGAACUUGCCCACCCGCUUGCAGUGUCUGGACGUGCCCAUCAUUGACCAGAAGGACUGUGAGAACUCUUACCCCGGCAUGAUCACUCGCAACAUGGUGUGCGCUGGCUACAUGGACGGGGGCAGGGAUGCCUGCAAUGGCGACUCUGGGAGCCCACUGGUGUGCUACGGGGAACUGCAUGGACUGGUGUCAUGGGGACAGGGUUGCGCUCAACCUAACUACCCGGGGGUCUACACCAAGGUGUGCGAGUUCCUGUACUGGAUCAAGGACACCAUGGCGGCCAACUGA
This is a messenger RNA of Megalops cyprinoides (Indo-Pacific tarpon), 1618 nucleotides long. Its product is annotated as transmembrane protease serine 9-like. Gene Ontology annotation, molecular function: serine-type endopeptidase activity. The coding region runs from base 14 to 1618 and encodes 534 amino acids. The transcript is spliced from 13 exons. NCBI's taxonomy places the organism in Eukaryota, Metazoa, Chordata, Actinopteri, Elopiformes, Megalopidae. Gene Ontology annotation, biological process: proteolysis. The record is from RefSeq and is a predicted model, not a curated record.